CCCCCGCUUCUCCCCCUCCCGGCGGCCGCCGUCAUGUCUCGGGGUCCGGAGGAGGUGAACAAGCUGACCGAGAGCACCUACAAGAAUGUUAUGGAGCAAUUCAAUCCGGGGCUGAGGAAUUUAAUAAACCUGGGGAAAAACUAUGAAAAAGCUGUUAAUGGUAUGGUCCUUGCUGGAAGAGCUUACUAUGAUGGUAUUGCAAAAAUAGGUGAUAUUGCUGUUGCAUCACCUGUGUCUAAAGAAUUGGGGCACGUUCUCAUAGAAAUUUCUAUUGCCCAAAAGAAACUCAAUGACAGCCUAGAAGAAAACUUCAAGAAAUUCCAUAAAGAAAUUAUAUCUGAGCUGGAGAAGAAAACAGAACUAGAUGUAAAAUAUAUGAAUGCUACUCUGAAGAGGUAUCAGAACGAACAUCGAAGCAAAUUAGAUUCUUUGGAAAAGUCUCAGGCUGAGCUGAAAAAAAUCAGAAGGAAAAGUCAAGGAGGACGGAAUACAGUGAAAUAUGAACAUAAAGAAAGUGAGUAUUUGGAAACCAUAAGCUCCCGACAGAAUGAUAUCCAAAGGUUUAUUGCAGAGGGUUGCAGAGAGGCUCUACUAGAAGAGAAGAAAAGAUUUUGCUUCCUGGUGGACAAACAUUGCAGUUUUGCUCAACGUCUGUCCCAUUACCAUGUGGAGUGCUCAGAGAUACUUAACUGCAAGUUACCAGGGUGGCUGGAAACAUGCAGCGAUGCUACCAGAGUUCCAGAGAAAGUCAUGAAUAUGAUAGAAGAGAUCAAGACGCCAGGAUCAUCUUGGAUAUCAGGGACUCCCUUGCCUUCCCCAAUGUUAGAAAGAAACAGCCUGGUUGGGAAUAAUUAUGAUUCACUUCAAAGGCAUUCUCCUAAGGUGCCCCCAGCACCCAUAGGGAGAGCUUAUACCAGUCCUUUAGUUGAUAUGUUCAACAAUCCAACAGCGGCACCAAAGUCAUCUUCAGAGAAAUUAAACAAUUCAAUAGAUCAUGCAGAUGAUUCCAGUUUAUUGCGAUCUACCUCUGUGGCCACCGGACUGAAUAUAAUAAAACGGCAGAAGGUUAAGACCAUCUUUCCCCACACGGCUGGAAGUAACGAGACUCUACUUAGUUUUGCCCAGGGCGAUAUUAUCACGCUGCUCAUAUCUGAGGAAAGGGAUGGAUGGCUGUAUGGAGAACAUGAUUUAACCAAAGUGAAAGGCUGGUUCCCAUCCUCUUACACAAAGCCCUUUGAAGGUCCAUCAGAAGAGGCAAUGCGUAUUCCAGCGCCAAGCCCUGCACCUGUCCGAAGCGUCAGCUCAGUAAACCUAACGGACAGAGAAAAUCCCAUCCUUCCUCCACCAGAUUAUUUAGUAUCUGGGCAACCAAAAACAGCUUCAGAAGCAAAACUUGAAACUUCCAAAACUACAGCAACUAAAGGAGAAAGCGUAACUCUUAAACCUAACAUGAAUGGCAUCGUGAAGCCACCUUUCCUAAGUGGAGAAAAUCCAUUUGCAACCGUGAAACUCCGACCGACGGUCACAAACGACAGAUCAGCACCAAUACUUCGAUGAGCAGCAUUGACCCCCCCUUUUUUUUAAUCCUACCUUGUUAACAUUGCACAGCCUCCCCCAGCCUGCUGUCCUCCAGAUGUUGCGUCGGGACAGUUCGGAGCUCGGCAACUAGAGGGCCCCUGGUUGGAGACGGCGACACGGUCUUCAGCAAUAUGGUUUUCAAAUACUGUCUGACGUUGUUUUUAACCUUUAUUUAAAUGUAAUUAAUGUGUACAGUAGCAGAAAGUUGCAAAAGUUUCUGACUUUUUUUAAAAGAGCUUUUUUGCCUCUUGCUUCUGCUAAUUAUUAAUGGCUUAAGAUGCCUCCAGAUUUGAUUUUAGUGUGCCUUGUUUAGGAAGACAGAAAUAGGAGAAUAGGGAAGCCAGCAGAACUGAUCCUUUAGUCCUCUAUUACCAGCAUAACUGUUUAUUCUUCUGUGCCAAUGGUGUGGUUAAUCCCAUGGAUAAGUUCCGUUUAGUUUUGCUUGUACAACUUACUUAGAGAGAUGGGUAUGAGUAACUGCUUUUUAAAUAAGCGAGCUGUUUAAGGAUGACCUAGCGUACAAUAGAAUAUUAUGCCAAUUAAUAUUUUCACUAUAUAAGCUAAGAUAAAAUGUCCUAGGGGUACAAUAAUAAUAAAUACUCUGAUCAGAAAA
Python bivittatus (Burmese python) is the source of this 2191-nucleotide messenger RNA. RefSeq names its product BAR/IMD domain containing adaptor protein 2 like 1 (gene BAIAP2L1). Gene Ontology annotation, cellular component: nucleoplasm; cytosol. NCBI's taxonomy places the organism in Eukaryota, Metazoa, Chordata, Lepidosauria, Squamata, Pythonidae. Gene Ontology annotation, biological process: plasma membrane organization; actin crosslink formation; positive regulation of actin filament polymerization. The record is from RefSeq and is a predicted model, not a curated record. Gene Ontology annotation, molecular function: protein binding.